AUGGCUUUGAUUAAUAGGGUCAGUCUCACCACUGACUUGUGGUGGUCUGGUGAACAGAGGAUAGGCUAUAUAACUGUGACUGGUCAUUUCAUUGAUUCAAAAUGGCAGCUUCAUAAAAGAGUUUUAUCUUUUAAGAAUGUGCCACCACCACAUUCUGGAGAGGUUUUGUGCAGGGAACUGAUAAAGGUAAUGGAUGAUUGGGGAAUAAGGAAUAAGGUAGCAUCUAUUUCUGUUGAUAAUGCCAGUGCCAAUGAUAAUUGCAUUGCUAGGUUGAAGAGGGAUUAUUCUGGUAGGAGAAAUUUACCCUUAGAUGGUAAGUUAUUUCAUGUAAGGUGUUGUGCACACAUCUUAAAUUUGUUGGUGCGGGAUGGGCUUGAUUUGAUUAAGGUGUCUGUUGAUAAGAUAAGAAAUGGUGUCAAAUACUUGCUCAAUUCUGAAACAAGAUGCAAAUCAUUCAAAAAGAUUGUUGAUAAGUUGCAACUUGAAGGCAGAAUGCAAGUGUUGGAUACAAAGACUAGGUGGAACUCAACUUGGUUGAUGUUGUCUACUGCGUACCAUUACAGAGAAGUGUGGCCUAGAUAUGCUGAGGAAAAUGGUGCAUUUAUCAGUUUUUUGCUUGAUGCAAAUGAUUGGGAAGAUGUUCAUGAUAUUUGCAAGUUUUUGGAGGUUUUUGCCGAUGUGACAUCAAUUAUUAGUGGCACAUCUUACCCUACUGUUAAUCUGUUUUUAUCUGAGCUUUAUAGAGUGAAGGUUUUACUUGAUAAUCCUUCAAGAAUCUCACAUAAUCCUCAGUUGCAGGCCCUUGCUAGUGAAAUGAAGUUGAAAUAUGACAAGUAUUGGUCAGAGUCUAAUACAUUGAUUUCGAUUGGUGCAGUUCUUGAUCCAUGGUAUGAACAUCUUAGCCUAUGA
Messenger RNA from Vicia villosa (hairy vetch), 909 nucleotides. RefSeq names its product zinc finger BED domain-containing protein RICESLEEPER 2-like. Gene Ontology annotation, molecular function: DNA binding. The record is from RefSeq and is a predicted model, not a curated record. The transcript has a single exon. Bases 1 to 909 code for a protein of 302 amino acids. NCBI's taxonomy places the organism in Eukaryota, Viridiplantae, Streptophyta, Magnoliopsida, Fabales, Fabaceae.